Messenger RNA from Closterium sp. NIES-65, 2457 nucleotides. The record is from the annotation of a GenBank genome assembly. Lineage: Eukaryota; Viridiplantae; Streptophyta; Zygnematophyceae; Desmidiales; Closteriaceae.
AUGGCGUACGGCUGCCCUUUCGCCGUGGCAAGUAACACCGCGCCCCGCGGAGCAGCCGGCUGCCCCGUUUUCCUGCUUGUGGGCGCCGCAAUUUGUACCGCGUUCACCGGGCUGCAGGAGGUGGUGCCGGCGGGGUGGCUGCAGCAGCUUCUGGUUCUCCGCUUCUUCUCCGCGGCGCGCGUGGGCGACCGGCCGUGGCGGGACGUCGUCGCACUUACCGUCGCCGCCGUCGCAACACAGGUACUAGCAGCAGCAACUCCGCCAAAUAACACCCUCGUUCUGCACGUCCUCUGCUCGUCCCCAUCUGCACGUCCACCGUCUGCACGCCCACUUCUGCACGUCCACGUCUGCACGUCAUCAUCUGCACGUCCACAUCUGCUCGUCCACAUCUGCACGUCCACGUCUGCACGUCCACAUCUGCACGUCCACGUCUGCACGUCCACGUCUGCACGUCCACAUCUGCACCCCCACAUCUGCACGUCCACAUCUGCUCGUCCACAUCUGCACAUCCACGUCUGCGCGCCCCGCACACAGGCAUGCGGCAUGACAGUGGCGUAUGCGGGCAUGUACGCGGUGGAACCCACAGCUCACACGCUCGCCUCCAUGCUGCUCGUGGCCUGCGACGUGCUGCCCAUGACCACCGUGCUGCUGCUGCCCUGCCUCGCUGACUCGCUCUUCCGCUUCACCUACAGGCGCUCACCACACCUGCAUCCGCUCGUCUUCCCCCUCGUUUCCACCUCCAUCUGGACCCUCCUCUCGCUGCUCUCCCCCAUAGGCGCCACAGCCCACCCGCUCUACUCCGUCCGCUCCAUCCUCCCUCUCGUGCAAGCCACUGCGUGGGUGGGCAUGGAUGGGGUGCUGCUGCUACUGGCGUGGCUGGUGGGGGGGAUUCACCAGGUCAUGUGGGAGGAGGAUGCGGUGGGGAGGGGUGUGGAGGGAUGGAGGAGCUGUGGCGGUGGGAGGGUGGUUGGGAAGGAGACAGAAGGGAGAGGGGGAGGGGUUGUGCGGUGCCGGGGGGAUGGGGGGGGAGAAAGGGAGGGGGAGGGGGGCUACAGUCAAUUGUGUGGUGAGGGCUGUAAUGGUGGUAGUGCAGUGCGGGAUGGCGGAGGAGCAGGAGGAGAAAGAGAAGGAAGCGGAAGAGGGGGAGGGAGGGGAGGAAGGGACGAGGGAGAAGGAGCAGGUGGCGAAAGCAGGGGGAGGGGAGCCGGCAGCGGGCGGGGGCAUGUGCAAGUCAGCGCGGCACUGCUGGUUGUGCUGAUGGCAGCUGGUUCCGCAAGGGAGGCAGUGUUUUCAUCCAGCUUCUUCCAAAAUCCACUCGCUGAAACCCUCGUUCCCUCCGUUUCUGUAUCCUGCAUUCUCUCACAAGCCUGCACCAACACCAUGCCUCCCCAGCCUCCCUCCUCGCUCGCUCAAUCUACUCAACGUGCUGCUUCUGCUGAAGCAGCAGGAGCUAGGCAGCUGCUGCAAGGAGAAGAGGGGGAGAUAGGGGGGGAGCUGGGGAAAGUGGGGGAGGGAGAUGCGGAAGGGGAAGUAUCCGCAGCAGAAGGAGCCAGAGCAGAAGGAGAUGCAGAAACAGAAGCAGCAAAAUCAGCAGCAGCAGUAGCAGCAGGCGCAGCAGCUAGAGAGGCGUGGGAGAAGUGGCAGGCAUGGCGGAUGGCAGGCAUAUCACGGAUGGUGCAGCAGACGCAGCAGAGGGCGAGAGCAGGCGAGGUGCUGAUCCUGUGGUCAGAGGCGGCAGUCAUCCUUCUGAAUGACCAUGAGGAGGCCAAGCUCCUGGCUGACCUCGCUGCCAUCGCCACCGCUGCAAGCGCUAACCGCACUGCUGCUGCGGCGGCCUCUUCAAGGCCUGCUGCCAAUGCAGACCUGUCGGUUCUUGGCCCGUACAUUGGCGCGUCUUAUAUGAAGCUCAUUUCCCCGGAGCAAUUCACCAACUCGUUCGCCCUCAUCGGCCCCACCGGCGCCCCCAUGCUGCGCUACAACAAGUCGCACCCCGUGCCCUCCGUGGAAGGCGAUGUGCUGCCGGGCGAUGGCACUCUCCCCGUGGUGGACACGCCUCUGGGGAGGCUGUCUGUCGCCAUCUGCUUCGACCUGCAGUUCCCUGCUCUCAUCAGCCAGGCGGGCAGGCAAGGAGUGGACAUUCUGCUGCAGCCCAGCUGGACGUGGGGCGCCAUAGGCCACGUGACAUUCGAGACGGAUGCAGUGAGGGCAGCAGAGAACGGGCUCACACUGCUGCGCUGCUCCUCCAUUGGGGUCUCGGGUGUCGUCUCCCCGUACUACCGCACCCUUGCUGCACAGGAAGUUCUAGACACUGGGGUACUCACGAUGCAUUCCUCGCCAUUGCCCCUCCCUUCCUCUCCCUCCCCUUCUGCCGCUGUCUUCCCAACUCCGUCUGCUCGCUGCUGCCUCACCCUCUGUGUUUGGUUGGAUAGUGGGAGGAGAGGCAUGGAUAGGGAGUAA